UAAGCCAGGUCAGACACACGGCGCGUGCGGAGCUCCGGUUUGGGAUGCGCGCGUGAGGGCACGUAACCAUAGGCAGCAGACCCCCGGAGAAGCUGCGCGCGCGGCGGAAGGAGGAGCAGCAGGAGGAGAGGCUCGUCGUCUGGCCGGACCAGGACUCGCGUGGGCCCUCUGUGGAAAAGUUUCGGGGCUGCGGAGACCCUGAUGGGGAGCGGGACGGGACCCCCUUGAGGCGUCAGGUCCUCCCCGUCUGCACCUCCUCUUCCUUCUCCCCCGAUCCGGAUCCGCACAGGCAGCAGCGUAUGGGACAGUAAAGUGAUGAACAGGGACAGAGCGGUACCGGGACCGGAUGGAGUCCAGGCCGUGCCGAACCGGGACAGGGCGCCGUGCGGCGGGGACGGGGGGCAGAGUUUGGGGGUUCCAGAGACCGGAGAGACGCUGGACGGAGCUCCCGCCGAGGACAAGCGGCUCUUCCCGGGCGCUCUGACCGGAGGCAGAGACGCUCAGGCCGCGGAGAACCACUCCGAACCGCCGCCCACCAACCCGGUGCUGGCCGCGCCACCACAGGGCCCCACCGUCCACCGAACCACCUCCUUCUCCGUUUUGGACAUUUUGGACCCAAACAAGUUCACGAGCAGCCGGCGGCACCAGCAGCUCACGAGCCUCCGCGCCGAGCGCGAGCGCGAGCCCGGCGACUAUGAGGCGCGGAACCAGAGAGGAGGUUCGGCGGAGCGGGAGGUCCGGAUGGAGGCCAGCAAAAGCUGCUACGGAGCGGAGGAAUACCAGAGCAAGGAGGGGUUUGUCUACAGAAGCCCGGAGGAGGACGACUUCCACAGAUCCGGGACUCCAGACUCCGAGGCUCCGGACGGGACUUACAGCAGCGAGGAGAGCAGUUCUGCUCUUCCUACCAAUGGAGACAGAGACCUGGGCCAGCACAGCCACUCGGACCCCGGCAGGGACGCCAAGAGCCCCGGCGGAGGCUCGGGGUGUCCGAUGGGCGGCGGCCAGGCCGCGGGAGGACAGGGGGCCAAGCCCAAGAGGAAGCGCUCUGGCUCGGACUCCAAAUCGGGGAAGCCUCGUAGGGCGCGGACUGCCUUCACCUACGAGCAGCUGGUGGCGCUGGAGAACAAGUUCAAGUCCACCCGCUACCUGUCGGUGUGCGAGCGCCUCAACCUGGCCCUCUCCCUCUCGCUGACUGAGACCCAGGUCAAGAUCUGGUUCCAGAACCGCCGGACCAAGUGGAAGAAGCAGAACCCUGGAGCCGACACCUCUGCCCCCACCGGAGCAGGAGGAGCGGGGGGCGCCGGGGGCGCAGGGGGAGGCUCCGGAGGAGGCUUGGGGGGCCUGAGCCCCCUGAGCCCCUCCCCGCCGGUCAGCGGCCACCUGGCCAUGCAUGCGGGCUACGGCGGCCACCACCACCCCCCCGCAGGGAGCCUGGUGCAGCUGCCCUUCCUCACCGCCAGCCACGUCCUGUCUCCGUUUAUGCUGGGGACGCAGAGUUACGCCGCCCCCGCCUUCUACAGCACACACCUGUAGACAAGUGUCCCACCGCAGACUUUUUACUGGGGGGAGGCUUUAAUUUAAAGGGAUUAUUUUGAUAGAAUAUCUACCAGAAACUGUACAUAAAUCUAUGUUGUAACACCUUCUGGAUGCUUUUAAACCAUGUGAUAGACAGCUAGAUGGUUUCUCCCUUCUCCAUGUCUUUUUUUAAAUUUUAUUUAAAGCCUGAACCAUCAUUUAUGCUUUAAGGAAUGGCUUGAUCCUUGUCAGUACUGUGUAUCUCCAGCUGUGAUUGUUUUGACCUUUCCUCGACCUUUGACCUCCAUGGAGCGGGUUGGAUGUGCCGAUUCCUCCACAUGGUAUUGUCCUUUGAUAUUGAUGAUUAAACAAAACAAAAACCAAACAAAACAAAAAAAGAGGAACUCCAUGUGGUUGUGCGAGCUCGUGUCGGGAGGUGGAAGGAUGUCAGGGGUUCAUCCAACCGGAAGGAGGGUGGGGGGUUGCUGGUAGUUCUGGUGUCAUGUGACCGAUGAUGCCAAAAAAAACCAAAAACAAACGUAGAGGAUUCCACUUCAGCUGGGAAAUACAUAUUAAUAAACGUGAACAAUCAUUAAAUCUGCACAUUUAAGCACAUAAAACCACAAAAACUGAACCCUAUAGAAGUAUGUCAAGAAAUAUCUUAUUUUCUGUCUUGAAAGAAAAAUAUCGCAUCAAAAAUGUUUUUCAGUAGCAUAAUAAUUUCACAAAACAUGCAUUAGUGACCAACAUUUUGAUCUUAAAUAAGAAAUCUUGACUAUUUUUCUGACCCGAUUAGCAGAUUUAUUUUAUUUUUUUGCUUUUUUAAGGAAACUCUUUUCAAAUUUGAAGAAUUGUGGACUUAUUUCUACGGUACCUGCUUUUGCAGUGCAGUAUCCAUUCCUACAACAAACCAAAGUUUGACUGAAACAAAUGCCAUAAUCGUGUGAUCUGUCACCUUUUCAUAGAAUAUUCAACAGGAGACUUAAAGUUUAGAGACAGACAUUAAAGAAAAACGAUCAGGUCUGAGAUAAGAACCAGACUCCACAUAUAACGCUUAUAAAAGACCCGAUUCUGAUCAUCUUUUGAUCUAUUUUCAAAGUGUUCACAGUUCUUUUUUUUUAAAUUAUUAUGACGAUGCUGUUUUUUUUUAGCCAAAAUAAAAAUAUCUGUGUUGUUUUCUCCCAUAGUUUCUGCAGAGCGGCAUUAGAACUCAGCCAGACCAGAGCAGAGAUCUUGUGGCCCCACCCAGCGUAUUUUCUACGUCACAAAUAUGAUCUUUUUCAUACAGCGUUUUUUUCAUCUGCUCCUGAUUCACAACAAAUCGAAUCAAUUAAUACUCAAACUUAUUUUAAGCUUAAUUUUCUUUGUAUUCGUUCUCCAUA
Molecule: messenger RNA, 2897 nt
Organism: Oryzias latipes (Japanese medaka)
Lineage: Eukaryota; Metazoa; Chordata; Actinopteri; Beloniformes; Adrianichthyidae
Gene: nkx1-2b
Product: NK1 transcription factor related 2-like,b
Biological process (GO): cell differentiation; regulation of transcription by RNA polymerase II
Cellular component (GO): nucleus
Molecular function (GO): RNA polymerase II cis-regulatory region sequence-specific DNA binding; DNA-binding transcription factor activity, RNA polymerase II-specific
Source: RefSeq, a predicted model, not a curated record